AUGAUUGCAUCGAACUCCCCUAGCGAGACGGCGACCGUUACAGAGUCGUUGGACCAGCGCUCUCCUGCCCCGUAUCCUGUCAAUGAUAGCAAAGAAACCUUGGGACUUCCUCUUCCGACAGCCUCGCACGACCCGAACCGUGCAGAUCUGAGUUUCCCGUAUGAGACUACGGACAUUACCAGGGGUGGUUUCACCGAUGAAUAUCGUACCGUUACUCGGACGGGUUUUAUGCCCGCUGAUCUUGCUCUCCGCCCUAUUCCGACCCACCUCUCGCUGAAGCCCACUAUCUUGCAAGACCCCGAAAAGGCACGAGCUCUCCAUGACGUGAAGUUGGUCACUUGGAAGGAAAAUGAUCCUGAAGAUCCCCGAAACUGGCCUAAUUGGUAUCGCUGGUACAUAACCAUUGUUUGCGCCAUCUCCGUUGUCGCCGUCGCCUUUGCGAGCGCCGUCGUGACGGGUGAUUUUGAGGGAAUGAUGGAGGAAUUCCACGUGUCAGAGGUGACUAUCGCGCUCACCGUCUCCCUGAUGGUCUGUGGGUUUGGAGUCGGUCCCUUGGUAUGGGCGCCCCUUAGCGAAUUGUUUGGACGGCGACUGAUCUGGUUUAUUCCAACAUUCGUCUACGUCAUAUUUAACAUCCCCUGUGCACUCGCAAAAAACAUUGGAACCCUCCUCGUUAGCCGAUUCCUGUGCGGUUUCUUCGCUUCGACACCGUUCGCCUUGGCUGGCGGCACCAUCGCCGAUGUCUGGGACAACAAUGAACGUGGUUUUGCCAUCGCCCUUUUUGCUGCCGCACCGUAUGGUGGACCUGUCCUUGGGCCUAUCAUCGGUGGUUUCGUGGGGGAGACCAUCGGAUGGCGGUGGAUAUACUGGAUUAACAUGAUCUUCGCUGGGGUUGCCUACGCCUUCAUCUUGACGCUACCGGAGACGUACGCUCCUACGUUGCUCCGCAAGCGCGCAGAGCGCCUUCGCAAGGAGACAGGCGAUUCUAAUAUUACCACGGAACAAGAGAUGUUCAAAUUACCACUUUCUCAACUGCUCUUCGAAGCACUUUGUCGACCUUUCCAGAUGCUUGCAACUGAGCCUAUUUUAUUGCUCAUGUCGUUGUAUAUAUCCCUAAUCUACGGUCUGCUCUACGCCUAUUUCUUCAGUUUCCCCGUCGUGUUCAGCGAAGGCUACAAGUUCAGUAACGGUAUAGCUGGACUGACUUUCAUCUCAGUCAUUGUGGGACUUGGUCUCGCGCUCUUCUUUACACCACGCCUAGAAGCGACCUACCUUCGCACGGCGAAGGAAAAGGGUGGUCUCGCUGAUCCGGAAGAUCGUCUGCUUGGCAUGAUGAUCGGUUGUUGGUUUAUUCCUGUUUCAUUGUUUAUCUUCGGCUGGACCGCUCCUCCGACUGUCUCAGCCACUGGAGGACACUGGAUCGGCCCUUGUAUAUCGGGUAUACCGUUCGGCUUUGGCAUGGUUAUCCUAUAUUUCUCCGCAAACGCGUACCUCAUCGACUCGUUCCCCGGAUAUGUCGCGUCUGCGCUCGCAGCUAAAACUGUUGUUCGCUCUGGCUCCGGCGCCGCGAUGCCCCUCUUCAUCACAGCCAUGUACCAUAACCUCGGAAAUGGUUGGGCUGCUUCGACAUGGGCGUUCAUUUCUCUUGCUAUGGUUCCUAUCCCAUUUUUAUUCCACAAAUACGGCAAAGUUAUCCGCGCCAAGUCAAAGCGCGCUGCCGCCUAG
Messenger RNA from Sparassis crispa, 1725 nucleotides. RefSeq lists its product as uncharacterized. The transcript has 10 exons. Gene Ontology annotation, biological process: transmembrane transport; spermine transport. Gene Ontology annotation, cellular component: fungal-type vacuole membrane. Gene Ontology annotation, molecular function: spermine transmembrane transporter activity. Bases 1 to 1725 code for a protein of 574 amino acids. The record is from RefSeq and is a predicted model, not a curated record. NCBI's taxonomy places the organism in Eukaryota, Fungi, Basidiomycota, Agaricomycetes, Polyporales, Sparassidaceae.